This is a messenger RNA of Pseudo-nitzschia multistriata, 4795 nucleotides long. The record is from the annotation of a GenBank genome assembly. Lineage: Eukaryota; Bacillariophyta; Bacillariophyceae; Bacillariales; Bacillariaceae.
CAAAAAACAGUGAGCAGAAGAUCCGAGGAUUCUGAUUGGUCAGAAUUGCUGUCACAACGACACGAACAAUUAGGGUGCUAGAAUAAAUUGCUCCCUCCAUCAAAUUUUUAAGGAGCAACAAAAUUAUUCUGCCCGUGAGCCCACGCACGAAAACCGUGCGACAAUAGUUUUGACCAUGGUGAGCCUUGAUGGGACCGGAAGUUCCGACGAUGGCGACUUCGCCUUAAAUCAACCAGGAUUCGAGUCAUCGGCUCGUUUUCCAUUACACGAUUGUUGCGAGUUCGAAGAUGCAGAUGUUCUGAAAGUAAGUAGGAUUGAUGUCCUUUUAAGCAUACUGCUCUUUCAUUAACUUGAUGGACUCCACGUACCGUUUCAACUCCCUCCCCUGUCCAUUGCUCGUCGACAUUUUGGGUUUGAUGCGCAAUUUUUAAAACGCGCGCGAAUACGGCAGUCGUGAUGUGAUCUCACCUAGUUUUAUCUUAAUUUUUCAAAAAUUCAUUUUGUUUGAAGAAUUUGAUUUUCGUUCCUGUUGAAGGGGACGACGAUUCUGACAGUGAAAGCGAAGGAGGGGACUACGAUGAUGGGAAGGGACACAAUACAGGCGAUGAGGAGGAAGAAGACGAUGAUUCGGUGCUAGAUAAUGCAUCUGCGAGUUCGUCGUCGUCGGACGAAAAUGAUUCUUCAGCAGCAGCUCAUGCAGCGGCCAUUGGACACUCUCCGCAGCCCAUUCUUCACGGCAAGAUCUCGAAAGAGGCUCCGUCGUCAACAGAGGAAGAAAAGAAGAACAGCGAAAAAUCGUCGCCUGCAAAUGGAUUAAACGAACCACCAGAAAACGAAACUCGAGGUGACAAAACUUCAAAAUCAGAAAAUCAAGACAAGAGUACCACCCACGAGGAGGGGAACGGAGAAACAGCAGCAGACGAUCCAAAGAAUUCUAGUGUCGGAACAGCCUCUGAUGAAAAUUUGGGCGAUGAUGACGAUGAUGGCAUGGAUGUCGAAAACGACGAGACGGGUACGACAAAUACUGCAACCGAAGGAGACGUCGAAAAGAAACCACAGGAGGCUGACUACAACCAUCACAAGCAGAGCAAACCCGUGAAAAAAAGGCGAUACUAUUGCCCUCACAACUUGAACGAACGCGAUGAGGAUGAGAAUACUCCAAUUCAUGUGGCAAUUCAUUGCCAGAAACUUGAGCACGUCAAAUUGUUGUGCAAAGCAGGCGCUUCACUAAUUAAAAAAAGUGACGGUAGUCCACCAAUUCACGUUGCUAUCAGUAUGGGAGCCAUACCUAAACAUAGAGAGUUUGCCAUUGAAUGCGUUCGAGUGCUGUACAAGCACGAGGCAGAUUUAGCCGCAAAAGAUGAUGCUUUGCAUACACCACUAUCUCUGGCUUGCAUGUACAAUCUCCCAGAAAUCGUCUCUUUCAUCUUGUCUACUGACGUCGGAUCAUCCACAAUCAACGCAAGGGCCGAUCGCUCUCAAGGGCGAGCCUUACAUAUGGCUGCGAAGUUUGAUACCGUGAUAGCGAACGCGAAGAGGACGGCCGUCGCUACGAAAGGUCAUGCACGUGUAGCCCAUGUGCACCACCCGGAUGGAUCUGUAGUGAAUGCCAUGCACCAAAUCCCUGGGUUCCCAGGGAAACAAGCAGACAGAAGCACAGACGUUACUAGCUCGAUACAGAAUCCAACCCAGGAAACAGUAACGGAAAUUCUUCUGAAUACUCCUGACAUAGAGACGGAUGCGCAAAACUCGGUAGGACAAACUCCAUUGCACGUAGCAUGCGCAAGAGGCAACUGGAAUGUCGUUCGUCUCUUGCUAAAAAAAGGGGCAAGCACUGCAAUUGCUGACCGCCGAGGAUUCACGCCAGGUCAACACGCCCACAAGCGUGGGAUGCCGAUACCGAAUGAUUUGUUGAAAACACUUGGCGGGCCUCCGUCAUCGGGGAUUAUUCCUCCUCCUCGGGACUUGAUCGUAGAUCCAGAUAACAACACUAUCGUGAUCACACAUGAAUUGUGUGGGCUUCACCGCACGUGCCCACCAAUCCGUCGCGGUUCCAACGACGAGCCACCACCUGAGAACGUCCGUCGGCUGAAGGUGCUAGUGGACAAAGAAACGGGGAUUCUUAGGACAGGGGAGUUCGGAAGAUGUAAAUGGGAAAACGAAGGCAGGCGAGCCGCGCUCGUAGAUGUAUUGAAGGUACGUUCGUGAAUAGUGCCUUCGGAUUUUAUGUUUCUGUUAUGAAGUUGGGCUCCUAAUGAUUCCUUACCAUUUUUCAACGAAAAUUCUUUCUUUUUAGUGUCACGAAUAUAGUUAUGUUGAAUCAAUAAGUCAGAUGUGCUCAUCCAUACCGGAUCAUCCCUCGGCAGUUGCCAAUCUCGACGCUGACACAACUAUGUCUCGUUGGAGUUUUGAAGCAGCCUUGCGUGCUGCUGGUAGUGUCUGUGAGGCAGUUGAUAAAGUUGUAUCCGGCGAUCAUCAGAAUGCUUUCUGUGUAGUGAGGCCUCCAGGACAUCAUGCAGGACCAAGGGGUAUUGUCCGUUGUGACAACGAUCCAGAUGGCGGAUCGCACGGUUUCUGUUUCUUAAAUAAUGUUGCGAUCGGUGCUGCCUAUGCAAGGUCUAUGUAUAGGAAUGAAGGGAUUCAAAAAAUUGCUAUUGUUGACUUCGAUGUCCAUCAUGGGAACGGUACAGAAGAGAUAGUACGACAAUUAGUGCCGACUGUGGAAAAAGCAGCCAUUCGAACACCUUUUGCUGUAGGAGAAUUGGCAACACAGCGGUAUAGGCCAUGGCUGGACGAAACAGACAUACAAAAUGUCUUUUUUGCAUCGACCCAUGGGUAUGGAGCAAGAGGUCUAGAAUUUGAAAAUACUCCAUCAUGCGGGUGGUUCUAUCCGGCAUCUGGCAAAUCUGGGAUUUCAGAUGCAAUAAAUAACCCUACCGUAGUGGAAAGUCCGAACUUGACGGACUUUUUGUUGAGUCAGACCUGGACCCGAAUGGGAGAUGACGCGAAAGGUAACUGCUGUAAGAUUAUAAAUUGCGGCCUAAGUCUCCCAUCGCGGGAUGCGAUUCCCGGAAUGCAACGGCUCGAGGUCCGUGAUACUUAUCGCAAAAAAAUUCUGCCUCUGUUGCGAGAAUUUGACCCAGAUAUCAUCUUUAUUAGCGCCGGAUUCGACGCGCAUAAAAAAGACAGUAUGAAUUUCGGUUACGUCGGUAUGGUUGAGGAUGAUUACGAAUGGGUGACGGAGCAACUCGUCAAGCUUGCCAACACUUGUUGCAACGGACGGAUAGUUAGUGUAUUGGAAGGAGGUUAUAAGAUUCAUGGUGGAAUUGUAAGCCCCUUCGCCCGUUCAGUCGCAUCGCACGUUCGUGCUUUGGUGGAUGGAGGUUUAUCGCGUGAAUUAUAUGAUCUGCAGGAUGGGGAAUGGGAAUCUCAAUUUGAAAGACAUUUGAUCGACGAACGAGAACGAAAACGUCAGCAGAAAUUGGAGAAAAUGAGAAUGCUCGAAGCUCAAUCACGUCGAGCGUUGUACGGCGACGAUAAUGGAGUUGACGGCAACGGCGACGAUACUCACGGGCGGAAACGAAAACGAAAUUCUGUGGAUUAUAGGCAGCUUUACGAGCAGAUGAAGAAGGAGGGGUUUGCUGCAUGAUGGUGUCAUUGCGCAGUUAUGCAGAAGAGAUUACCACUGAGACAACAGUAUAUAAUUUGCUAGUCAUUUACCGUAUCAGUCUUUACAUUGAGAACGUACCAGUCUUGGCAAGUUGCUUUGUUGGCUAAUGUAUUCGAGGUACUCAGGGACGGUUCAGUUCAUCUUUGAGCGAUUCAACUCGAUUUCAUUAGUGCAAGCGCCGUUAAAACAUACCUCUCCAUGCAUCAAGAUGGUUUUUCUAGUGACACUUUCAAUAGCUAACAGCUUGAUUAGAGUCACCAAAUUUCCUCAAUCAAAUACUAUUCUAAUCAGUACUACCCAGUUCCUUAUGACUCCCAAAAUCAAGGGGACAUAACAUGAAUCACAUCGAUUUCAUUUUCCGUGGCAACAUGCCGCGGGUGCAAAAACAUGGACGUGUGGAACUUAUUUUUUAAUGGCUGACCCGUAUAACAUUUGGCUAUUCUUCGAAGUAUUUCGAUCAACCUUCUACCGCACGUUUGCAGUUAGACGAAAUAAUAGCAUCGAUGAUCCAAUCAUGCACAUAAUCAGUGCUUAUCACGUUACAAGAAUGACUGUGCACUUCCGAUUGAAUUAGUGAGAGAAUAAAUGGAUGGCACAACUCUGCCAAAUCUCGUAGGCCAGAAGUAAGAAAAUGCUUGACGACAAACGCUUGAGAAGGAGUUACUUCAGAUUUGAUCCAAAAGAAACCGUCACAUCUUUUCCCCUUCUCUCGGAAGCGGUCGUAUAAUAUUCUUUUCAAAUCAACGGGGUCGGUAACGUUGGGCCAACAAUAUGAGAGGGAUGACGAAGGCCAUCCGAUUGACAUUCCCUCGCUGAUCAAGGCUACGUUUUUCCGAUGUCGCGAGGUUAUGUCCCCUAAGCAUUCCGAUUUCGCCAUACAAAAUGGUAUCAGUGAAUUUCCUAAAGAUUUUUGAAAGGCAAGUUCACAUGCUUGCCAACUUAGUGGCAUUUUCCAUGCACGAACGGCAAAAACAACCACGACCUCCGUUGGAUUUUCCAAAAGAAAUCUUGCAAUUUCAUGAAGGCAAACUUCCAAAGGAACGCAUAGAAACGAAUGUGAUGUCCAAAUGAGACCUUCUGAUUCCGUCAAACGUAGGUCGAGAAAGCGGAUUCCGUAACAUAAUU